Molecule: messenger RNA, 660 nt
Organism: Iphiclides podalirius (scarce swallowtail)
Lineage: Eukaryota; Metazoa; Arthropoda; Insecta; Lepidoptera; Papilionidae
Source: the annotation of a GenBank genome assembly
AUGGCUUUCGCGCCGUUACCCGUGCGAGCUAAGUUCGUAUUUCCACCGCUAGGGGCGCCACGUGCGCUGCCAUUGAGUCGGAAAAUCGUCGGUGAAACGAUCCCAUUCUUUUCCCUGACAGUUUCGGCAGUGAUUCAGGUGCUGAAUCUAUCAGCUACGAAAAGGGAAUCGCGAUCGAAGACUGGCCACAAAACGCCACCGUUCUUACAAUUUUUAAAAAAGGAACCUACUUCCUACGGGUUCCCGCGAGCGUUCCGCGUUCGCGCGCUGUUGGCACACCUGUUCGGCGGGCGAUCGCCGAGCGCUCGGAUCGUUAGGGCGGGGGGCGAGGGCGCGUGCGCGCGUCCAACCCGCCGGCCAGUCGGCCGCGAGCUACCGGCGCCUGCAUACCUCGCCCGGCAACCCGGACUCCCGCCACGCCCGCCGCACGACUCCAACGCGACGGGGCACCGCGCAUGCGGCCAUCGAUCCGGCGCACUCGAAACGGCACCCCGCCGCCGCGCGACUGUCGGCCCGCUGCGCUCCCGCCGCGCGCGCCGUAGGGGCGCUAAUCGCGUGCACGCCCGCGCCGCAAUGGCGGCCGGGAAUUAUGUAAGGGGCGCGCUAUUGUCCCGCGCGGGCGAGACGAUUUUUGCGCGAUACGCGGCCGAUAGCGUCGCU